Molecule: messenger RNA, 2240 nt
Organism: Momordica charantia (bitter melon)
Lineage: Eukaryota; Viridiplantae; Streptophyta; Magnoliopsida; Cucurbitales; Cucurbitaceae
Product: putative GABA transporter 2
Source: RefSeq, a predicted model, not a curated record
AUUGUUUGACUUUUCAAAAUCUUUAAAUAUCAUUCGCCGGCAGUUUCAGUCUCCCCUCUGGCUCUGGCCUCGCCUUCUCCACGUGCCCUGGAUUCCAUCGCCGGCGACAACUCCGAGGACUUCUCCCGCCGUCUUCCACCUUUCCUCUUCCCUCUUCUGAUAUUCCACUUCCAGCGCCUCCACAGCAAUGGUGAAUCACCCUCCGAUCACCGACGACCGAUUCUCCGACGCCGACCGCAAAAACGACGCCGGAGCAUCAUUCGUCCUUCAAUCCAAAGGGGAAUGGUGGCACGCGGGGUUCCAUUUGACGACGGCGAUCGUGGGACCGACGAUUCUGACGCUGCCGUACGCGUUCAGAGGAUUGGGAUGGGGAUUAGGGUUUUUCUGCUUGACGAUUAUGGCGGUGGUGACUUUCUACUCCUAUUUCCUCAUGUCGAAGGUGCUCGAUCACUGCGAGAACGCCGGCCGCCGCCACAUCCGAUUCCGGGAACUCGCCGCCGACGUGUUAGGAUCUGGAUGGAUGUUUUACUUUGUAAUAUUUAUACAAACGGCCAUCAACACUGGAGUUGGAAUUGGAGCAAUCUUGCUUGCAGGGCAGUGCAUUGAGAUAAUAUAUACGAGCCUUUAUCCGAAUGGAUCAAUGAAACUGUACGAGUUCAUAGCAAUAGUAACAGGGGCCAUGAUAAUUCUGUCCCAGCUUCCUACCUUCCACUCUCUUAGACACCUCAAUUUGGGCUCUCUGCUUCUCAGCUUGGGCUACGCCUUUUUCGUUGUUGCUGCCUGUAUCAUUGCAGCCACCAGAAAAGAAGCUCCACCGAGGGACUACUCCUUAGAAGCAUCACCCAAAUCCAGAGUCUUCAGCGCCUUCACCUCCAUCUCCAUUUUAGCAGCCAUUUUUGGGAACGGAAUCCUCCCCGAAAUCCAAGCAACUCUGGCUGCUCCUGCCAGCGGGAAGAUGGUGAAAGGGCUGGUGAUGUGUUACAGUGUGAUUUUUGUUACUUUCUACGCCAUUGCUGCGUCUGGAUAUUGGGUGUUUGGAAACAGGGCUACCUCCAAUAUUCUGCAGAGCUUGUUGCCCGAUACUGGACCUGCUCUGGCCCCCACUUGGCUUCUGGGCCUCGCUGUCAUCUUUGUUCUUCUUCAACUCCUCGCUAUUGGCUUGGUGUAUUCACAAGUUGCCUACGAGAUAAUGGAGAAGCAAUCAGCGGAUGCAAAGAAAGGAAUGUUUUCCAAAAGAAACCUCAUUCCAAGGCUCAUACUUAGGACAACAUACAUGAUUAUGUGUGGUUUUUUUGCCGCAAUGCUUCCAUUCUUUGGAGACAUUAGUGGCGUGGUGGGUGCCAUUGGCUUCAUCCCUCUGGAUUUCAUCCUGCCAAUGCUUCUCUACAACAUCACCCACAAGCCACAUAAAUCAUCCAUCACCUAUUGCACCAACGUUGCCAUCAUAGUCGUCUUCACCGGGGUCGGGAUCAUGGGCGCCUUCUCUUCUAUACGCAAACUAGUCCUCGAUGCCCGGAAGUUCAAACUCUUCAGCAAUGAUGUCAUCGAUUGAACUUUGCUCUUGAGCAAAUAUUGCAGGAUGGAUUUCUAAAUAAGAUGUACUAAACCUGACUAACUCCCAACCCAAGCCCCCGUACAGUUCUGACCAAACGAGUACCAAAACUCAGAAGCUUAGCCCAGCCCAUUGCAGAAGUUGUGUGAUUGAGCUGGCCCAACUUUUGUGAUUUUGAUCUUCUGAAGGGAAACUAGGAAUUGUGGGUGUGCCCCUUCCCUGUUCCGCUUUUUCGACCGGGGAACUAGGCCACGAUCUCUUUCGAAAAACAAGGCGGCUCGUGCCUCUGGUCGAUUCUUAAGUUAUCUGUGGAUCGUCGUAUUGAAUCACUAUUGAUUUGAUAUCGAUCGAUAAUGAUAUUUGAGGAACCUGUUAGCAUGAUUUCCUCUAACUCACUCUUCAAUACCAAAAGAUAAAGUACAUCCUGCUUGGAAUUUAGGGGUAGCGGAAGCUUUAUUUAUACUAAUGGACGAAUUGAAAGUGUGCUAUUUAAUUCUUUGAAAAUUAACUUAAAAAUUAAAAGAUGAUGUAUAUAAAAUAAAUUAAAGAGGUAAAAUUUUGUCUCUCAAUAAGAAAAUUUCUAACUUCAUCCUCGUAGCUGUGUUAUAUUAAGGGAAUAAAUUCUAUAUAUCAGUUGUCACACAUGACGUAAUACAAAUGGUUUUAUGGCCCUCUCUAGAUUGUGAGA